AUGUCACUAUCUCCUGUCCGCCCAGACGUACUUGCACUCCUUUACGAUCAGCAAAGAAACUACAACGCCCAGCUCGGUCAGAACCAUGAGUCUCUUAGCAAGCUAUAUAGAAAGCUUGCCAAGAUUGAGCAAGUGCUCGCUGUGGAACCAGAACGACACAUGAAAAGGGCUUGUCGCAAGAAAUGGAAGUAUUCACAAGUGUUGACCAAGAAAAGCAUAACGUCCAUACAGGACAAGCAGGAUAUAUUGUACCAGCUCCUCGACCAAUGCGCCUCGUUAAUCGGGUCUUACCAUGAGCAGACUUUGACACCCGCAACUCCAUGGAUGCAUCUACCUCCUUCACCAUAUAUGCUCACACCGUCCUCGUCCUUCCCUUUCUCGCCAUGGGCAGCCAACUUCUCGGGCGCCAGCUCUAGUGAGGAUUCGGAGACCACUUUUUGGGACCUGUCUAGGCUGCGCGAGCCUUCUCCAUUCAGCUCCAUGGCUGAUAGUGGUUAUCAUGAAUCUCAAGAUCAUCAGGACAGCAACGACCAACCGACUUUCAGAGAGCUAGACCUGAUCUUCUCAUCCGGAGCCUUGGCGCCCUCGGACGACAGUACCAGACACCUCUGUGUUCCUUUGGCUACGCGUAGUGACGUGCCGAUCAUGUCCGAGCAAAAUGAUAGAUCAGAUCUUCAGGCUCCCUCUUCGCCUACGCGGUCAGGUGCCCAGACCCACAGACGAUGUGUUUCGGCAGAGUAUGCUCAACUUGUCGAUGGCAGUCUCGUUGUGCCAGCAUCAUCGAAACGAGGCACUAGUGUCGGUCCAGCUAGGCAAGCCAGGGGCAGUAACAAUGGGCUUGUGGGGUGA
Molecule: messenger RNA, 849 nt
Organism: Ramularia collo-cygni
Lineage: Eukaryota; Fungi; Ascomycota; Dothideomycetes; Mycosphaerellales; Mycosphaerellaceae
Exons: 1
Coding region: 1-849 (282 amino acids)
Source: RefSeq, a predicted model, not a curated record